UUACUUUUGAGUGUCUUGCAAAUGUCAUGGUCGAUUUAAUAAUUUUAUUUUACCAAUAAAAUCAAGAAAUUAGUACUUGAAGCUUAGGUUGGAAUAUCCUAUUUGAAGAGUCCUUACCUUUGUUUGCUUGAUAUUUAUGUUAAAGACUAUCGAAAAGUCUGUUUUUGUUGACGAUGGAGUCGUCAGCGUUACAGGGCGCAGAGAGUGUCUGCGUGAAGGCUGAGCCCUGUGAGGACGUGUGUAUAAAAGAAGAGCCCAUGUUUGAGGGAGUGUCUGUAAAAGCUGAGCCUGUACUGGAUGAUGUGUGUGUAAACGACGAGUCGCCCGGCGUGAGCGCGGCGGAGGCGCUGUACACCGAUCACGUCAUAAAAGAUGAGCUAGUGAUCGGCCCCGUGCUAGUUGAGCGGCGCGGCGUGCGCCAAGCACCAACAGCUUUCAACCUGGGGGCAGAAGUCACGCAGUCAUGUGAGAUUGUCCCCGUGAGACCCCCUUUGAGGGACUGCUGUGUGAGACUGGAGCGUCUUCAUGUUAAAAAACACACUGGUGACAAACCUUACAAAUGUACCCAGUGUAGUUAUGCUAGUGCCCUAAAAGGAAAUUUUCAAGUUCAUGUAAGAAAUCACUCUGGCGACAAGCCUUACAAAUGUGACCAGUGUAGUUAUGAUAGCAGUCGUAAAGGUGACUUGCAAGUCCAUGUAAAGAAACACUCUGGCGACAAGCCUUACAAAUGUGACCAGUGUAGUUAUGCUAGUGCCCUAAAAGGAAAUUUUCAAGUUCAUGUAAGAAAUCACUCUGGCGACAAGCCUUACAAAUGUGACCAGUGUAGUUAUGCAUGUGCCCUAAAAGGAAAUUUUCAAGUUCAUGUAAGAAAUCACUCUGGCGACAAGCCUUACAAAUGUGACCAGUGUAGUUAUGCUAGCAGUCGUAAAGUUUUGAAACGUCAUGUAAGAAAACACACUGAUGACAAGCCUUACAAAUGUGACCACUGUAGUUAUGCUAGUGCCCAUAAAGGAGCUUUGAAACGUCAUGUAAGAAAACACACUGGUGACAAGCCUAAUAUCAAACGACGACCGGUCUGCCUAUGAAGCCGAUGUUCGAAUCCCGGUCCCGUGUUUAUUUGUGUGACGACACAGAUAUUUGUUCCUGAGUCAUGGUUGUUUUCUAUGUAUUUAAGUAUUUAUAUAUUAUACACAAUGAAAUUUAGUCAGUGAUCAGGAGUUGAAAAAUAUUAAUUACCAACCUAAAUAGAAUUGAAUUCGCGAAAUCUCAUGCAAUUUACUUCACUGUCUAAUUAAUUAUAUCGUUAAAAUUAAUAAAUACUGGAGACAUGGAAAUCCUAGUUUUAUUGAAGGGAAGUAGGUAUAGGUGCGAUUUGGCGGGAAAUUUGACAAUGACAAAUUAACAGCUUUAUUGCUCAUAAUUUAGUUUUUUUAUGGCGGUUACUUUGGAAAAAUGUUUUUAAACUCUUUAGACUAAACCAUUGGUAAGGUGACCUUAAAUUAAAAUUUGAUUUCAAAUUAAAAAAUUAGGUAUGAUAAAAAAUAAUUUACAAUUGUAUUAAUGCUACAUAAAUGUGACCACCGUAGAUGACUCAAUUAGAAAAAUUAGUUCCUGAUCACUGAUUAAAUUUCUUCGUAUAUAUAUAUAUGUAUAUUGUUGUCUGAGUACCCACAACACAAGCCUUCUUGAGCUUACCAUGGCGCUUAGUCAAAUUGUGUAAAAAAAUCCUAUAAUAAAUGUGACCUGCAAUUUGGAAGUUCACGUAAGAAAACACAAUGGUGACAGGCGAGUAGAUUUUCAAACAUGCCAGAUCGCCAUCAAACUUACUCGGCGAUUUUAAAAGUACUCUACUGAGUAUUUUACUCAAUAAACGAGUUCUUUGCUCAUAAUGA
Messenger RNA from Cydia strobilella, 1892 nucleotides. RefSeq names its product zinc finger protein 782-like. The record is from RefSeq and is a predicted model, not a curated record. Gene Ontology annotation, cellular component: nucleus. The transcript is spliced from 3 exons. Gene Ontology annotation, biological process: positive regulation of transcription by RNA polymerase II. Lineage: Eukaryota; Metazoa; Arthropoda; Insecta; Lepidoptera; Tortricidae. Bases 174 to 1085 code for a protein of 303 amino acids.